Anthostomella pinea is the source of this 1527-nucleotide messenger RNA. The record is from the annotation of a GenBank genome assembly. NCBI's taxonomy places the organism in Eukaryota, Fungi, Ascomycota, Sordariomycetes, Xylariales, Xylariaceae.
AUGUCCAAGGGCGCUGAUGAGAAGGCUCAAGCUGAGCAGGAAGCUUUUAGGGAGAAGGACGCUGCCGUGCCUGAGGACGGAUCGGUUUCGAAGAAGAGUCGGGGGCUGCUGAAUAUCCCAUCACGAUCAUCCUCUCAGAAGAUUCAGUCGUCCGCAACGACCGGACUCAGCGGCGCGACUGCAACCGAUCCUAGCGACAGUAUCGGCGAUCAUUCCAAGGAAUCCAAGCACAGCAUGCUCGGCCGGCGCAGGAAUGGCAGCGCGUCUAGUAAUCACUCCGGGGCUGCCACCAACCCAGCGACUACUCCGAGCACAUCACAGCUGAAUCCCCCGGCUGGCGCCCCCCAACGGCGGAAGAAAGGCGGAUUGUUGUCUUUGUUGGGGUGCUGUGGUGUCCCUGAUUACGCGAAUGCCCUCGAAGGCGGCGAUGAACCUCUACCCUCCCACAAACUGGACAGGAUUCCACCGCGACCGUUGACUUCAAGUCGAAACACCAUAACGCCCUCGGAGCAGACUAGUGGCAGCAAAACUCAUCUCAACGAGAAGGAGAAGGAGAAAGAAUCGCAAGGUCAGCCUGGUCCCUCUCAGGACGUCAGCAAAUCAACAAAGCACGCUUCGGCGUCCACAGUCCAAGACCAACAAAGCACGGGCGAACGUGACGCCGAAUUCAAACAAACCACUCUGCCUGUUGCACCAGGUCCCAGCAUCACCGUCAACCCUCCGACUACAGGCCAUCAAGAGACCGAGGCCGCGACCGCCGAGGUACCUACGUCAACGGAUAUGGACGGCGAUGUGGAGAUGCCAGACAUUGACGAGGCCACGAGCCAACCCGCAAACCCGCCUAUUGUCGCCGCAGAUGACCAGUAUCCGAACACAGUUCCUCCACCCCCGCCUGGCCCAGUCCCAAUCACGAGCCCGUCUCCGGUUGUUGCCGAAGAGGAAAGUGCAGCGGUUGCCGAACAAGGACAGCAAAAGUUCCUCCUGCCCCCUAUUGAAUCGCGCUUCAAGGGCAAGAAGUGUCUUGUCUUAGACCUGGAUGAGACCUUGGUACACAGCUCGUUCAAAAUCCUCCACCAAGCCGAUUUCACAAUACCCGUUGAAAUUGAAGGCAAUUUCCAUAACGUAUAUGUUAUCAAACGGCCCGGGGUUGACCAAUUCAUGAAGCGAGUGGGCGAGCUCUACGAAGUCGUGGUCUUCACAGCGUCCGUGUCCAAGUACGGCGACCCGCUAUUAGACCAGCUCGAUAUACACAAGGUUGUCCAUCACCGGUUGUUCCGUGAGAGCUGUUACAACCACCAAGGCAACUACGUGAAGGACCUAUCACAAGUUGGGCGGGAUCUCAAGGAAACCAUCAUUAUUGACAACUCGCCGACAUCCUACAUCUUCCACCCUCAGCAUGCCGUACCCAUCAGCAGUUGGUUCUCCGAUGCGCACGACAACGAACUCUUGGAUCUGAUCCCCGUUCUCGAGGACCUGGCAGGGUCUGCUGUCCAAGAUGUCAGCUUAGUGCUCGAUGUCACCCUCUGA